GACACCAUCGAGUGGUUUCGCUUCGAGGUGACUUGUGUUCGGGGAAAAUAAUUUUUUUCCGUUCCAAGACUCGAGAGGAAUCAGAAAUUGUUCUUCCAUACAGAAGCAAAACACUGGAAGGUUUCCGCUGAAGCUGAGCUCGAUUCCGACAUCUCACUCUGAAAGAUGGGAGGGAGUCAGUCCACUCGUAGAGUGACGAUCAUCAACGAGACCAGUCCGGACAUCAUCACGAUAUCUGACGAUGUUGCUCAACGACUCAAGAAUCAAGCUUCGGCUCAGCCAAUGAAUGCGGCGUCCGCAACGCCAUCGCGCCCUGCUCCUGCUGCUGCCGGCUAUCCGUCGUAUAGCGAAAUGAGCGGCAGGUCUCACCAACAAGAUAUGGAGAAACUUGAUCAAGAGUGGAGGGGCCGACUGGACGAUCUGGCAAAUCAAAACAAGCAGCUCUAUAAACUGGCAACUGAUAAGUUCACCGGGAGCGUUGCCGAAGUUCAUCAGAAGUAUGUUGGCGACCGUCAUCAGGCUGUGUGCCAAAACACGCAGAACGCUGUCAUGCAAUGCUAUAGGAAGAAUCAAAAGAAGCCGCUGGAGUGCUCGAGAGAGGUGGUUGCGUUCCAGAAUUGUGUGAGUGCUACCAGGCUCAACCUCUCCGCGAGGUAGAUCCACCCGAUGCAAAGACGCGGAACUCUGUGAAAAGACGAUCCAUCAGGAGCUGAGAGGAGCGCCAACACGCCCGUAUAGAUCGAGUGCAGUCUUGUUGAGUGAGAAUGUAUAGGGUAAUAAAGUUUUUAUUCGAAU
Galendromus occidentalis (western predatory mite) is the source of this 795-nucleotide messenger RNA. Its product is annotated as Coiled-coil-helix-coiled-coil-helix domain containing 3. The transcript has 4 exons. Gene Ontology annotation, biological process: inner mitochondrial membrane organization. The record is from RefSeq and is a predicted model, not a curated record. Lineage: Eukaryota; Metazoa; Arthropoda; Arachnida; Mesostigmata; Phytoseiidae. Bases 166 to 657 code for a protein of 163 amino acids. Gene Ontology annotation, cellular component: MICOS complex.